Molecule: messenger RNA, 1659 nt
Organism: Rhincodon typus (whale shark)
Lineage: Eukaryota; Metazoa; Chordata; Chondrichthyes; Orectolobiformes; Rhincodontidae
Product: lysyl-tRNA synthetase 1
Exons: 3
Coding region: 872-1183 (103 amino acids)
Biological process (GO): lysyl-tRNA aminoacylation; basophil activation involved in immune response; diadenosine tetraphosphate biosynthetic process
Cellular component (GO): aminoacyl-tRNA synthetase multienzyme complex; mitochondrion; cytosol
Molecular function (GO): lysine-tRNA ligase activity; tRNA binding; ATP binding
Source: RefSeq, a predicted model, not a curated record
UUUGGGAGCAUCACCUCAAUAAUUACCAAGAAGUUGCACUGUUCUUUAACUGCCUAAUCUUUCCUGCGGAACAACGUAAUAAAAGCAGAACCCUUCAAAUUCUCUGACGUUAAGCAUUUUUUUUGGAGGAUUCCAGAUUCAGGUAAUUGCCCAUUAAAAUCUUCAAUUUCCCAGGUAUUUAACAUAUUUCAUAGCCUCCCUUCAUACAACUCUAGUUUGUGCUGCUCCACUAUCUAUCCUUAGGAAUAUCUGGACCUAUGUAUCAUUUAUGCAGGUAUUGACUGGUAGUAUUCUCACAUUUCUUUUAGCAGUUUUUUUGCUAUUGCAUACAGAGCAUUAUGAGUCCUAAGGCUUCAUUAGAACAAAAUUGCACCAGUUGGUCUUGCAUCAACCAAUGGUAUGCAGCACAGCAGGUCCAAUAAUUUAAAACAGAAAAUGAUGGAAAUAUACAGCAUUUCACUCCGAGCUUAUUUAUGAUGUUUCAUCAGUGCAGUUCUUAAUGAGGGUGAACACCUGAAACUUAGUGCAAAUCUCCUUUCGAUUACCUAAUGUAAAAGUUAUCCAUUUAGUAUGUGAUUUGAAUGGAAGUAGGUUGCCAGUGAUAAUGUAUGAUUUGUUUUAAUUCUAAAUAAAAAUCUAUUAAAAUAUACAAAUUGAAAUUAUGUUUAGUAUGAAGCUGGAGGGAAUGUUAGGCAUUUAAUCCAAAGAGAAACCACACUAUUUACUAGCAAUGCAACACCUAAAAAAGAUGCUGUUUGAAGGGCUGUGAAAUUUUUUUGUAUGAAUUCAGUAACUUGCUAAUUUUUAUUUUUUUAUCUGUUUUAGGCAUCGUUCCUUUAAGGGUUUGACAGAGCGCUUUGAGCUUUUUGUUAUGAAAAAGGAGAUCUGCAAUGCUUAUACAGAAUUAAAUGAUCCUAUUAAACAAAGACAGCUGUUUGAAGAUCAAGCAAAGGCUAAAGCAGCUGGUGAUGAUGAAGCCAUGUUUAUUGAUGACAACUUCUGUACAGCUUUGGAGUAUGGACUUCCUCCUACAGCUGGCUGGGGCAUGGGAAUAGACAGACUUACCAUGUUCCUGACUGAUUCUAAUAAUAUCAAGGAAGUCUUGUUCUUCCCUGCAAUGAAACCAGAGGACAACAAAAAGGAACCUGCAGAUUCAACUGAAAAUGAACAUUCAGCAGAAUAGGAGUAUUGCUCAUUAGCUUAGAAUACAGAAUGAUGAUUGAAAAGGAGAAAUGUGAUACAGUUAGAAAAUUACUACUUAUAGUUAAUGAGUACAUUUGAAAACUUUAAUGUUAUUUGCUUCGCUUCCUCUCUCCUUUCCCUGUGAUUAAAUUUCUUAUUAAACUAGCUACUGAAUAUGUGUGCUAUUAUACGCUUGAUAUACCGUAAAUGUAUUCGGUGUCUUCCAAAUUUAUUUAACUCUGCCAACAUCGAUAGAUUGUUCUUCUUUUUUUUUUUCUUUAAAUUUGCAACAACUAUCCAUCCCUGUAAAUCACUUCAAAUCAAGAAAAUUAAUUUUUUUUUUAAUUGUACUGCUUAACAGCUUUUAUACUACUGUGGUAUACCCAGAUUUGUUUCUUUAAUACUGAAGUUCAGAUGCAUAUGAAGUGAAUGGGUCUCUCAGUGAAUCACUCAAUAAACUAAGGCAAUGUAAUGAGA